CCAUCCUCCUCCUCCUCAUCAAACAGUAUAAAAAAGAAACAGCCGCUCUGAGCUCUUCACUUUCUCCUCUGAAUUUGAAGCAGAUAGACAUUUCCCCUUCACCUGCACUCAGAAUGUCGUUCAAAAUGCGCCAGUCUGGUGGAUCUGGGAGUUACACCAGCAGAUCCAUGCACGGCGGUUCUGGAGGCUCCUCUGUGAGAAUAUCCUCUGGUGGUGGAGGUGGAGGUGCUUAUGGCUUCAAUUUAAGUGGCGGUGGAGGAGGUGGAGGAGGUGGAGGAGGUGGGGCAGCAAUGUAUUGCUUCGGUGGUGGCGGUGGAGGUGGAGGUGGUGGAGGUGGGGCAAGCAUGUUUUCCUUCGGCGCUGGAGGUGGUGGAGGUGGCGGAGGCGGUGGGGGUGGCGUGGACAUCUCCGCCAACGAGAAGGCAACCAUGCAGAAUCUCAACGACCGUCUGGCGACCUACCUGGAAAAGGUACGCAUCCUGGAGCAGGCCAAUGCCGAACUGGAGCUGAAGAUUCGACAGUUCCUGGAGAGCAAGACCUCCCCGUCCUCCAGAGACUACAGCGCCUACUAUGCCACCAUUGCAGAGCUGCAGGGAAAGAUCCUAGAUGCUACCUCGGUUAAUGGUAGCAUUUACCUCUCCAUUGACAACGCCAAGCUGGCUGCUGACGACUUCAGGCUCAAGUAUGAGAACGAGCUGGCCAUGCGUAUGUCCGUUGAGGCAGACAUCGCCGGCCUGAGGAGAGUCCUGGACGAUCUGACCAUGAGCCGGUCCGACCUGGAGAUGCAGAUUGAGGGUUUGAAGGAGGAGCUGAUCUUCCUCAGGAAGAACCACGAAGAGGAGCUCCUGGCAAUGCGACAAAACUUGAGCGGCCAGGUGAACGUAGAGGUGGACGCAGCUCCUGGUGUGGACCUCAAUAAGGUCAUGGAGGAGAUCAGGGAGCAAUACGAAGCCGACGCUGCCAAAAGCCGCAAAGCACUGGAGGAUUGGUUCAAAGCAAAGACAGACUCGCUACAGAAAGAAGUCGCAGAAAGCACCGAAAGCAUCAACACGUCCAAAUCGGAGCUCACGGACCUGAAGCGCACGCUGCAGGCGCUGGAGAUCGAGCUGCAGUCACAGCUCAGCAUGAAAUCCUCACUGGAGGGCACACUGGCUGAGACUCAGAACCGCUAUUCCAUGAAGCUGUCGGGCUACCAGAACCAGGUGAGCAGCAUGGAGGAGCAGCUGAUGCAGCUCAGGGCUGACCUGGAGAGGCAGGGACAGGAGUACCAGAUGCUGCUGAACAUCAAGACCCGCCUGGAGAUGGAGAUCGCUGAGUACAGGAGGCUGCUGGACGGAGAAGGCAUCGGUGGUGGCGGCGGCGGCGGCAUCUCCUCCUCCUCCUCCUCCUCCACCAUGUCCUCCACCCAAUCAGGUUCUGGUUCGGGCUCCGUCAGUGAAUCCAAGACCGUCACCAAAUAUGUCAUGGUGACAGAGGAGGUCGUGGAUGGAGUGGUGGUAAGCUCCUCCACAGAGAGCGUCAUCAAGGAAUGAGCUGCAGCAGGCGGCGCUCUCACUCACAGCUCUCUCAGCAUUUUUCAAUAAAAGUCUUCUGAGGUGCUUCAAAAUAAAAA
Molecule: messenger RNA, 1612 nt
Organism: Eleginops maclovinus (Patagonian blennie)
Lineage: Eukaryota; Metazoa; Chordata; Actinopteri; Perciformes; Eleginopidae
Product: keratin, type I cytoskeletal 13-like
Exons: 7
Coding region: 114-1532 (472 amino acids)
Cellular component (GO): cytoskeleton
Molecular function (GO): structural molecule activity
Source: RefSeq, a predicted model, not a curated record